UCUAAACCUCUCUCUAUCUCGAAUAGGGGGCUCGAUAGUUGGGGAUAUUCUAGAGGGAGCAUUAUUUAGCACAGCGAGUAUGAUCUAUCGAACAGUUGACUUUCAAUCAAACUGUACGCUUGACCAAUACAAUUGGACUAUUCCAUCGACAUUCAAUACGACCGACCCACAAUAUCAAUUCGGAAUCUUCAACGCCUCCACCAAACGCGGCACAGAUGGGAUUCCACUGUUUGGGUUUAUGAGCUGGAGCCCCCCGUUUUAUGUAUAUAAUAAGACAACUUCGGCAGCGACGAGCCCACUCUCACCAGCAUUUACACAAUCGGCUAUGGGUGAUGUGGGAACGACGACUUCAUCAGUGACAUCAACGUCGCUAACCUCUACGCAAGCACUGCCAGCAUCAUCAAUUCCAGCUUCAGAUAGUUUAUCAACUGGGGCAAAAACGGGCAUCGGUGUGGGCGUCACAAUUGGGGUGAUUGCUCUAGCAGUUCCGGCCUUGCUUUUUUUCUUCAGACGAAGAAACACAACAUCGAAGAAGAUACUAGCACCAGCAUCAGCACCAGUCCCAGCACCGAUACCCGCGCCAGGCAUCAAAUUAGUGAGCGAGAAGGAUAAUAGCCAGAUAUAUGAGUUAGAUGGCAUUGUUCAACGAUAGCAAUGGAUACUCUCAACAAACGUAGGAGUCAAGAUAACCAAUGGACAGCAUGCACUAUCUUG
This is a messenger RNA of Talaromyces proteolyticus, 714 nucleotides long. RefSeq lists its product as uncharacterized. NCBI's taxonomy places the organism in Eukaryota, Fungi, Ascomycota, Eurotiomycetes, Eurotiales, Trichocomaceae. Bases 80 to 652 code for a protein of 190 amino acids. The record is from RefSeq and is a predicted model, not a curated record. The transcript has 2 exons.